Fundulus heteroclitus (mummichog) is the source of this 1047-nucleotide messenger RNA. RefSeq names its product G-protein coupled receptor 4-like. The record is from RefSeq and is a predicted model, not a curated record. Gene Ontology annotation, biological process: positive regulation of Rho protein signal transduction; phospholipase C-activating G protein-coupled receptor signaling pathway. The transcript is spliced from 4 exons. Gene Ontology annotation, cellular component: membrane. Gene Ontology annotation, molecular function: G protein-coupled receptor activity. The coding region runs from base 1 to 1047 and encodes 348 amino acids. Lineage: Eukaryota; Metazoa; Chordata; Actinopteri; Cyprinodontiformes; Fundulidae.
AUGUCUGUCGAUCUGGAGAAGAAGCUCGCUUUCCCACCCAUCGUCCAGACCACCUUGAGGCCUGACGUUGUCACCUGGUCAGAGCAAGCUAAGAAAAUCAUCCUGGUGGAACUGACUGUGCCUUGGGAGGAAGGCUGUGAUGAGGCCCAUGAGAGGAAGAACCUAAAAUACCAGGACCUCAUCAUGGACUGCAAAGACAAAGGCUGUUCCACACUGACGAUGGAAGAGUUGGACUACAACUACACAUCAGAAGAAUAUGAUUAUGGAUCUGAUGAGAACAGAACUGGUGAUAAAAAUGACAAUUUUUUGCAUAUACCAAUUGUAAAAUUGGUGGACUUGAUCACUAUUGGAGUUGGACUUCCUUUGACUCUUAUAGUGAUUGUUGCACUUUUUCUCCAGGUGAAAAAGAGUCAGAGUCACCCAGUCUACGUCAUCAACCUUCUCUUUUCUGAUCUCAUUCAGUUCUGCUGCAGAAUUACAUAUUUAGUUAGCCCAGAAAAAGGCUCUGGCAUCUUGUUUUUUGGUUUAAUUGCCAGUGUUGGAUUCAUGGUCUGUAUCUCCUGUGAAAGGUAUUUGGUUGUUGCCAAGCCACUGUGGUACAGAUUCAGGAGAAACAUCAAGACAUAUGUGGUUGUCUGUGUCGUAGUCUGGGUUCUUCCCGUUCCUUUUCUCCUAAUCUUUUUUCUGCAUGUUCCUCAAACUUUUUUUUUCCCCAUCUUGUCAUGUGCUCUCCUCCUGCCAUUUCCCUUCUUCGUCUUCUUCUUGGUUGGGACUAUUAAAGCUCUUUCUGGAGCCCUCAGUGUCCCAGCAGAUGAAAAACGACGAAUUGCAGCCAUUCAGGUUGCAGUGCUGCUAAUUUACACUUUGCUUUUCCUGCCUAUAAUUGUUUAUCUCUUAAUAGACCAUGAAUUAAUUCUUAGUAACAUUUUUGAAGUUUGUGUUUUUCUUAGUCCCCUUGCAGACACAACUUUGUAUUUGUUAUGUCGGAAAAGCAUCCUGGAUAAGUUUCUGGCUUCACUCUGUUCUUGUAAAGCAUCAGAGACUUAG